AUGGUCUUUGAGGGAAGUCGCAUGGCUUCUGUCUGGAAGCAUGAGCCCGAGAAGCCAUUCUUUGAGCUUCCGUUGCUCAAUCGCCGUGCCCGGGUUGGCAUCUCCAUGCAGCUCUGUGGAGUGGCAUCUUCUUGUACAACAAAGUCCCACUGCCUUUGGGAUAGAAAUCAUGACAUGUACGUGGAGAUGUUUUUCGGACCACAGGCCCGUGUGGCACCUGGCAUCGCCGCGUUCCACGGGCUCCCAUCAGCCAAUUCCUUGUAUUGGACCCAUCCUACAUUGGUGUCACAAUACUCCUGCUUCGGUGCAUUAUCGCAGGGCUAUGGUGGUGUCCAAAUUCGUGGUUUGCCUGGAGAGCCGAAGCAAAAAAUUGCCUGCUAUUCCGGACGGUGGCUGCACUAUGUCCGUGCAUGCGGCAUGCCUUUGCAGCGUGUGCCACGGGGUGCUCCGCCCCGAUGGUUCGCGCAGCAGCAUACCCGUCUGCAGGAUUUGGUGCGUGUUCUGGGAGGCAUCGAUGCAGCGGAGUUGGAGGAUGCUCGUGUGGAGCUGCGACUCUCGGAGAACGCCACGUUUUGGGAGGAGCAGGUGGUGCUAUUGCGGACCAUCUUCCUGCAGACAGCUCACCACAUCAACAUCCGCAUGUUGCCGGUACAUGCAGUUAAAGAGCAGCUACACUAUGCGUUGGGCUGUGCUGCUGAGGCAGGUCUCUUCGCGUUUGGCCGCCUCAACUCUGGCGUUGCUGCACCGGCUUGGAAACACCGCGACUACAGCCGUCUCCUACAUGCACUGGGUGCGGUGAACAAAUUCACUGUCCGGAGCGGCUAUGAGGCUUGGCGAGACAAUGUGGCCUGGGGUUCAGGACUUGCGGAUGGUCUGCAAGUUUCCGUGCAGUAUGUGGAUAUGUGGCCCACCAAUCCUGCCGUCCCCCGUCACAUUCCAAGACUGCACAUCACCAAUGACAUGACAGCGCAACAGGUGGCAGAUCUUGGCCAAUCUACUCUGGUGGAUUGGGAGGCAGUGGUGCGCCUCACAUUCCUUGAUGCGUCCAUGGCCUGUGGCAAUGUCCUCUUCGGCUUCGGCGGUGAAGUUGAAUUGGCUUGCGACGAUGGCACUCUCUCGGUCACCAGCCACAACUGCCAGCCGAACCCUUGUGAGGCGGGCCUGUUGAUUCAAGCAACGAUCUACGGAGUCACUGGAAUUGCGCCUCUCAUCUUCGAUACUGACCACCUCGGCACCGGCCUGGUCGACUGCUACAGCAUCAACCCGGAGACCACGGGACGCUUCGAGGCCACGUGCUUCGCCAGGACUCUAACACUCGUGUCGGAAACGGCUUGCCGGAAGUCCUGUACGGACACUUCCCCUGCCAGCGUGCAGAUCGAUGGCUUCAACUACACCGUCCUUCCUGUCGGCACCAUCCCGCACAACAGGACUCAGACCCAAAAUUGCAGUGCCUUUUGGCCGGGAUACGAGGGCACCAUAGAUGUGCAGUGCAUCGACGACGUGUCCAGCGUGGUUGGGGAAGCCUGCAUUCCUCUGCCAUGCCCAGAUCCGAGGAUGGAUGACGAGAACUUCACCGCAACGGAGCCGACCUUGCCUCCUUAUUUCGUUUACUACGACAACUGCUCCAUCAUUCAGCCAGAGCUCGUGGGCGAGAUCUCGUACACGUGCAUCGGAGGGCAAGUCAGGACCAAUGCAUCUGCUUGCAAUGCUCCCUGCAAUGCCACCGAAUCCGACACUGACAUCCAUGGGUCAGAGUCCAUGAUUCCUUGCGCGACCUUCAUUAGCAGCAUGUUCGACGGCAAUGCCUACUUGACAUGCGAUGAUGGCGCCUAUGUGUCGAACAUCACGGGCUGCCAGCGGGCGUGCCUGCCCGGAGAGACCACGACCGUGGUGGUCGCAGGAGAUGUCCUUGACGAUGUGUCGGUGCUGGCACGGCUCAUGUCGGGAUUCGCGGAGCAGAGAAGCUGCGGCACGUUGGACACUGGCUACCACGGCAUCCUGAAUUUGACUUGCUCGAACGGCCUGCUUACGGACAGCCACAGCUGCCACAAGCUGUGCCUCACCACGGGCAGCGUUGACGUUUCCAUUGGCGGCAGCGUCUAUGCAGUCUCGCCGUUGGCCAACAUUGAGCACGACCAGACUGGACUGGUCUCCUGCGGCAGCGUCGUUUCGGGCUACACCGGGGACGUCGUGCUCACGUGCAACGAGGGCACAGUGACGGCCGAUACUUCGGCUUGUAUGGCACCUUGCACUCAGGGACAAAGCAUCUCGGUGACCUUCGCUGGGGAGGCAAAAGGCCUGACUCUGUCAUCGGAGAUUACACACGGCCAAACUAAUACGGAAGGCUGCAACAGUGCCGAUUCCGGCUUUGCGGGUGAUUUGGUCAUUGCCUGCAGCGACGGGGUAGCAACCCUGAGCUCCGAGACCUGCGCUGAGCGGAGCUGCCCUGAGGAUUUGAGUUGGCAGAUGACUCUUGGCAAUGCGACGGUCACGAAAGCUCUGGACGCCGAGAUCGCUCACGGCGGCAUGACCACACUGAACUGCAGCGAGGUGAACCACGAGUGGGACAAUGAAAUUGCAGUCACCUGUGUCAAGGGUGCUUUGGUGCCCGACUACUCCGCCUGCAAGCCGGCAUGCAUGCCAGACUACGCCACUCCGCUGAUGCUGGGCCUGCAGAACGUCACUGUCCGAAGUGACGUCCGCAUGGCAGACGGCGACUCCUUCGUGAAGCAAUGCAGCGAUUUCGGAUCCCAUCACCAGGGCACGAUCACGGUCACAUGCAGUACAGGCACCCUGUCGGUCGUGAACUCCUGCGAGGUCGGCUGUGCCGCCAAUCAAACAGUGCAGGUGGAGCUCGACUGGAAUCUCUUCGUUACCGAACUGGGCCAGGUGAUUCUGCACUCUCAAAGUGCUGAUGUGGACUGUCCGCACGGGUUCACUGGCAGCUUGAGCCUUGAUUGCACGUCUGGCGUCGCCAGCGUGGGGUCUUCCAGCGGCUGCGAGCCCCUUCCAUGUCCGAUUGGCACCACGAGCUACAUGGAGUACGAUUUCGUCGGCCGCAAUGUCACACUCGAGACCAACCGGGACCACAACGAGAGCUACAGCCUGGAGUGCGCGUACGUCAACCCGGUCUUCCGGGGAGACUUCCAGGUGGUGUGCAGGUACGGCAACAUCACUGGCGACUUCUCCACAUGCAUUGGCGACCCCUGCCCAUACGGCACCAGCAUCGAGGUCAUGGUGGGCUGGCAGAGCGCGAUCAAGGAGAACCCCUAUGGUCAGGUGGACCAUGGAACCACUUGGACGGAAGAUUGCAGCGGCAUCAACAACGAGUUCGCAGGCGAAAUCACACUGACGUGCAUCGGAGGCCAUUUCAGCUACGAUGCCUCCAGCUGCGUUCAGCAAGAAGUCGGCUGUCUUCCAACAGGUGAGGGCCAGCAAAUCGCCGUCGGCAACGACACCAAGGUCUUGCGGCCCACAUCUGGAGUUGCACUCGGCGACGAUUUCGCAGAGGACUGUGGCGAUUUCUUCCCUGGCCACGUGGGAACAGUCUCCGGCACCUGCAGCAGCCUGGGCAGCUACGCCGGCGUGCAGGUGAACUGCAUUCCACAGGCCUGCGCUGCAGGCUUGGCUUCGAAUGUCACCAAGAGCGGCAUCGACUCGGUCGUUUUCACGUCGGUUGCACUGUCGCAUGCGGAGACAGUGACGGUGGGCUGCGAUAGCGCCGACGAGGCACUACAGGGCGACCUCCGUCUGACCUGCCACUUUGGCACGGUCUUGGCCGACGCGUCCUCCUGCGAGCUCUUCUGCCUCCCUUCUCGGCCUGGGCAGGCGAUUCUUGGAGGCCUCGUGCACACGGUCACACCCCCGCAGGCCUUCCAAGACCCUUACGGCUUGGACUGCUCGUUGGUGAUGACCGGCUUCGCGGGUCAGGCUGUGGUGCGAUGCAACGGCGGAGCCGUCGACGCAGAUGUGUCGGCCUGUCAGGCGAUGCCAUGCGCUGCCAACAGUUCCGCCAGCGCCACGCUUUACGAUCGCAGCCAGACGUGGACAUUCGCAGAGGCUCUGCCCAGCGGCACCUCCCAGACUUACAACUGCUCUUCUGUGAACCCGGUCUAUGCCGGAAUCAUCGACAUCAGCUGUUUCGCAUCUGCGCUGUCCUUGGACAUCAGCGGAUGCACAUGCGAGGAUCAAAGCUGCAGCACGGCACCCUGCCAGAGUGGAGACAGCUUCAUCGCCGAGCUGUCCGGAUAUCGUCGCGAGUAUGCCGUUGCCGAAGCACUAGGAUCUUUGAAUUCCACCAUCGUGGCCUGCAAUGAUGUGGUACCCGGCCACGACGGUAGCCUUACGGUGCUCUGUACCGGAGGAAUCUUGAAAGCGAACUCCAGCGCUUGCAUGGCGCGUGGAUGUUCAUCUUCUACUCCUGCGCAGCAGAUUAUCGUCGGCGGCGCCACUGGCACUGUGACGACCGAGCAGGAGCUGGUCCACAGAGAGCACUUCGUUUGGGACAACUGUUCCAACCUGCAGUCAGGCUACAAGGGAGUCAUUAACACCACAUGCUACCUCGGCGAACUCGUCGUGGAUGGCGGCUCCUGCGUGCCACAGCCGUGCGUGGAGGAAGUGCGCGAAGUUGUGGUGGCAGGUUUGGCUCUGACCGUCCGGCUAACAGGAACGCUCCUGGGAACCACCUCUCCGGCCCCUCAUGGUUUUGAGGGGACGGGUGAGUGCUCUCAGCUGGAUGAAAACCUCGUCGGAUCGUUCUCCGUGGGCUGCACCGCCUCAGAGUUCAAUCUGGAUCUCGGCCAGUGCGUGCUGAAUACCUGUGAACCUCCGAGUACAGCUAUCGCUUCGCUGGGCGACACGACGCAGUCUGGCUCGCUGGUUCUUGACGAGACGCAUGAGCACACCUGUCCAAACGUCUCCGUUGUCGCCGGCUACGAGUGCGAAGUUUCUUGCAUCCGUGGGUAUGGCGGCGACAACACCAGUCUUCGAUGUUGGGCAGGAGUGCUGCAGCCCGUCAGCGGAGCUCUAAACCUCUGCGAGAAGCUACCUCUCUUUGUCAAAGUAACAGGCACUCUGGACCUGCAGGUGAGUGACCCGCAGGCUUUUGUCCGAGAUGAAGAUGCGGUUCAAGGGACAAAGACGGCUCUGGCCCGUACCUUCGGCGUGAAUGAAUCCUUGAUCAACGUGACGUUGAAAGUUGUUGCCAUCAAUGCAACCAGCAAUGCCACGGAGGGAGAGAACUCGACCGGCGAGAGGCGCUUGAGCUUCCUUGAGCAAACAGUGAUCUUCCCGGCGCGGCGUUUGGCCAUGCUGGUCGUCAGAGUGUUAUUCACAAUCCUUGAAGAAGUUGAGUCUGAAGAAGCGAUCGAGCAGCGCGGAAACGAGUUGAUGGAGGCCCUUUCGUCGGCCUCAGACGAGCAGCUUGCGGAGACCCUGGUCGAGGCCAUUGCCGAAGUCUCCGGUGGAAACUCAACCUACGAGGUGACGGUGGUGGAUCGACAGGCCAACGUCACAGUGCUGUUUGGCGACAGGGACUAUUCUGGUGACUUUAACAUCACUAUCCCGCCGGUCUACGAGCCUCCCCCGACAGAUGAUGGCGGCAUUACCACCACCGGCCUGAUCCUGGGGGUCGUCGCUGGCAUCAUCGCGCUGUUCGUGGGCGGCCUUUGUGUCGGCUGCCUCGUUGGGCGGUGCGUCGCGAAGAGGGCGAAGCGCCAGACAGAGCACUUCAUCUUCUCGGACAGUCCGCCUCAGCCAGACGUCGAAGUACCCGAGGGCAACUACCAGGGCAACGUUUUCCUGGACGACGAUGCCUUCGACAGCGCUGCCUUCAGAGACGAGCCGGUUCCACCAGACUCUCCGCCGGCGCAGCCCGGGCAGGCUCGUAAUCGCGUCGUUGAGUUCGAAGAGACCCAAGCGGCAGUUCCGGAGGAGGCUUCCCGUUCCCGCGCGUCAGAGGGUGAGGGCUCCCCAGCCCCGGCGCAGGCCACGCGAUCCAGACAAUCCUACGACUCGAGCGCUUUCCCCAUCAUGGAGCAGGCCCCAAGUGAGCCCGAGCCAUUGAUGGUCAGUACUGUGUAA
Symbiodinium sp. CCMP2592 is the source of this 6081-nucleotide messenger RNA. The record is from the annotation of a GenBank genome assembly. NCBI's taxonomy places the organism in Eukaryota, Dinophyceae, Suessiales, Symbiodiniaceae.